Dermacentor silvarum is the source of this 614-nucleotide messenger RNA. Its product is annotated as neprilysin-1-like. Gene Ontology annotation, biological process: protein processing. Lineage: Eukaryota; Metazoa; Arthropoda; Arachnida; Ixodida; Ixodidae. The record is from RefSeq and is a predicted model, not a curated record. Bases 42 to 614 code for a protein of 190 amino acids. Gene Ontology annotation, cellular component: plasma membrane. Gene Ontology annotation, molecular function: metalloendopeptidase activity. The transcript is spliced from 6 exons.
UUUGCAGCCUUUAAACAACGGGGUAUUUUACCAUCUCAGCAAUGAAUUUCAAGGCAAUCCUAAUAAGUGCGUGGAUUUGGUUCCCUGCUUUAGCAACUGCAUAUGAUGCCGACAGUGGAACGUUUCUGGUCUGCAACUCAUCAGAGUGUAUUCAAAGAGCCAAACUAAUAAAUGAAUCACUUAACCGCACUACUGAUCCUUGCACGGAUUUCUAUUCAUACGUAUGCGACCCGUGGGAAAGGAAUCAUCCUCUUACAAGUGAUAGCUUCAGCUAUGAUGUAUAUGAGGAGAUUAGUAAAGAUAUUCUGGAAGCGCUCAGCUAUAUUCUUGGAAACAGAACCCUGGUUGAGACUAACGAAACCAUAAUCGACAAGACGGCAAUCAUGUAUAAUGCGUGUUUAGCACUUCCAGACAGCCAUGCUGCUUUGACUAAAGUGCUGAAUGCUUCUGGAUUUAAUGACUGGCCGAUUCUCACUGAGAGAAACAUUUUCGACUCCAGUAAUUGUUCGGAUUUACUUCAGCAUAUGAGCAUUUCUUCAAUUCUCGAUUUGCGCGUUACAAAUAUGAAAAUAUACGCCAGCAACCCUGCAAAUCCUUACGUUAUGACGAGAUGA